AUGUCGGGCGUUGGAGAAGGAAUUCGAAAGGUGCAGGAGACCCUCCAGGGCCUGUAUCCUCAUGAUAAGAAGCUAGCGGACCUUGCAAAGGAUACCACGGACAUCCACACUGCCGGCUCAAUCACCACGGACCAUGGAACAAAGGUCGAGAAUACAGAUGAAUGGCUAAAGGCAUCCGAUAGCUCAAACUCGGGGCCUUCUAUGCUCGAGGAUCAGAUUGCCCGAGAAAAGAUCCACCGCUUUGAUCACGAAAGGAUUCCCGAACGAGUUGUGCAUGCUCGUGGAACCGGUGCAUUUGGGCAUUUCAAGCUCUUUGAGAGUGCUGCAGAUGUCACUUCGGCCGGAGUCUUGACUGACACGUCUCGUACUACACCUGUCUUCGCUCGAUUUUCUACCGUCCAGGGAAGUAGAGGAAGUGCAGAUACCGUCAGAGAUGUCCGUGGAUUUGCAGUCAAGUUCUACACUGAUGAAGGAAAUUGGGAUCUCGUGGGAAACAAUAUUCCUGUCUUCUUCAUCCAGGACGCCAUCAAGUUUCCGGACUUUGGUAUGCACUCCUUUCUCCAUUUACCUAGUAUACAUAUACUAAGAUCUUGCCUAGUGCACGCCGUUAAACCGCAACCUCAUAAUGAGGUCCCUCAAGGCCAAACUGCCCAUAACAACUUCUGGGACUUUGUCUACCUCCACCCCGAGGCUACUCACAUGUUCAUGUGGGCCAUGUCUGAUAGAGGUAUUCCACGUUCAUACCGUAUGAUGCAAGGAUUCGGAGUCAACACCUUUGUUCUCAUCAACAAAGAAGGAAAACGCCAUUUUGUCAAGUUCCAUUGGACUCCAGAGCUUGGUGUUCACUCUCUUGUCUGGGAUGAAGCUCUCAAAAUCGGUGGUCAGGAUCCUGACUUCCACAGAAAGGAUCUGAUGGAAGCUAUUGAUAACAAAGCCUACCCCAAGUGGAAGCUUGGUAUUCAAGUCAUCCCUGAUGAUAAAGAACAUGAUUUUGAUUUUGACAUCCUUGAUGCAACCAAGAUCUGGCCUGAAGACUUAGUCCCGGUUAGAUAUAUCGGUGAGAUGGAACUGAACCGAAACAUCGACGAGUUCUUCCCUCAGACAGAGCAAGUCGCCUUCUGCACCGGCCAUGUUGUCCCGGGCAUCGAUUUCUCAAACGAUCCUCUCUUACAGGGCAGAAACUUCUCUUACUUUGACACCCAACUCUCCCGUCUGGGAACGAACUGGGAGGAGCUGCCUAUUAACCGUCCUGUCUGCCCGGUCAUGAACCACAACCGAGACGGACAGAUGCGCCACAAGAUCACCCAGGGCACCGUCAACUACUGGCCAAAUAGAUUUGAAGCAUGCCCUCCAGCCAAGGUUGGGGAAGGAUUCCACUCUUUCCCUGAAAAGAUAAUGAGUAUCAAGCAGCGAACUCUCAGCAAGAAGUUCCGCGAACACAUCAACCAAGCUCAGCUUUUCUACAACUCUCUAACUCCAUACGAGAAGAAACAUGUUCAGAAUACCCUUGCCUUCGAACUGGAUCACUGCGACGACCCAACCGUUUAUACCCGCGUGGUCAAACGUCUGGCUGAAAUCGACCUCCCGCUUGCACAGGCUGUGGCACCUCUUGUCGGGGCAGAAACUCCUCAAUCUUCUCCCCGUCCUAACCCGGGCCUGAAAACGAUCAAUCUAAGCCAGGCAGAGAUUAACGAGACCCAUCCUCAGAUUGGCAGUGGUACGCCAACCAUCAAAUCUCGCCGUGUCGCCAUUUUGAUCGGAGACGGCUACGACCCGGUAGCAUUUAUUUCGGCCAAAACAGCAAUCAAGGCUGCUGGAGCCUUACCCUUCGUCAUUGGAACUAAACGCCAGCCUAUCUUCGCUGCACACCAACAUAAAGAAACAGAUAAGGGCAUCGUACCUGAUCAUCAAUACGAUGGUGCGCGCUCGACAUUGUUUGAUGCCACCUUCAUUCCUGGCGGUGAACAUAUUCGCAUCCUGAGCAAGAUAGGCCAGAUCAGAUACUGGAUUGCUGAAUCAUUUGGUCAUUUGAAAGCCAUAGGCGCCACUGGUGAUGCAGUCAAUCUAGUUGCUCAGGUGUUAGGCACAGACGUGCCGCAGCUCGAAUUCGCGGAUUCUUCUUCCGCCGGGGUCGUGGAGAGCUAUGGUGUGGUUACCAGCUGUAAGUUGCAUGAACCAGAGAGCUUGACGGAGGGAAUCAAGAUAUUCAAGGAGGCCAAUGAUUUCUUGGGUAAAUUCUUCUACCAUAUCUCUCGUCACAGGAAUUACGAGAGGGAACUUGAUGGGCUGGCAUCUUCGCUUGCUUGGUAA
This is a messenger RNA of Trichophyton verrucosum HKI 0517, 2310 nucleotides long. Its product is annotated as mycelial catalase Cat1. Gene Ontology annotation, biological process: hydrogen peroxide catabolic process; response to oxidative stress. Gene Ontology annotation, molecular function: heme binding; catalase activity. The coding region runs from base 1 to 2310 and encodes 769 amino acids. NCBI's taxonomy places the organism in Eukaryota, Fungi, Ascomycota, Eurotiomycetes, Onygenales, Arthrodermataceae. The record is from RefSeq and is a predicted model, not a curated record. The transcript has 2 exons. Gene Ontology annotation, cellular component: cytosol.